UAUGGCUUAUUGAACUAUCCAACUUUUGGUCACACCUAAAAUAGACCUACCUAGUUUUUGCAAUUUUUUCUUAAGAUCCACUUCCGCUAAAAUAAAAACAAAACAUGUCCGAAUUGCAGGAGUUCAACCAAGCGGCAGAGGAUGUGAAGAACCUGAACACCACUCCCUCGGACAACGACCUUUUGGAGCUUUACAGCCUGUACAAGCAGGCCACAGUGGGCGAUUGCAAUACAGAUAAACCGGGCUUCCUGGACUUCAAGGGCAAGGCCAAGUGGGAAGCAUGGAACAACCGCAAGGGAUUAAGCAAUGCCGACGCCCAGAGCGCCUAUAUCGCCAAGGUGAAGGGUCUGAUUGCCGCCGUGGGUCUCAAGUCCUAGACUAAAUCUUCAAAAGAUAUUGCAUUUUAAAGUCUCAGUUGUCGUCAAACGCACAAACUUUGAUAUUCUAGCUUUCGCACAAAAUACACCACAUACACGCAA
Molecule: messenger RNA, 479 nt
Organism: Drosophila ficusphila
Lineage: Eukaryota; Metazoa; Arthropoda; Insecta; Diptera; Drosophilidae
Gene: Acbp1
Product: acyl-CoA-binding protein homolog
Exons: 3
Coding region: 105-377 (90 amino acids)
Biological process (GO): fatty acid metabolic process
Molecular function (GO): fatty-acyl-CoA binding
Source: RefSeq, a predicted model, not a curated record